UCCUGGACCACCCUUUCGUGGAAGGCUUCCUUCCUAGCUCUCUCUCUCUCUCUCUCUCUCUCUCUCUUUCCGCGGUGUCUCCAUCCUUCCCUCCUGCAUCUUCCCGUUCGCUUAGCCAGAAGCUAAAUACUCCCAUCCUUAUUGAAGGAACCUUCUAGGGCAGUCAGAUUGGCAGAACAAAAAUAUACAUCAUAGUACCUAUAUAUCUUUUUCCUCUAUCUCAACGUUCCAACACUGUUAAGCCCAAACUCUGAGCCUUCACCUUGCUCCCCCUUCCUUCGAUCGAUCUCUCUCUUGGGACCUAGAGAUCACCUCCAGUGGAAACAGAUAACAAAGAGGAGCCACAGACGAUCUUUCCUAAGAGUUUCCUCCGAGAAUUCGAAUAGUUCUUAAGUGACAUGGAGUUAGCCCAUGGAAUUAGAAGAGGCGGGCACCACCGUGGGGAAGAAGACCAAGAGGAGGCAUUAUCCAAGAACCCUUCCUUCUCUCCCUCGUCCUCCACUCCCCCCUCCUUCUCCUUUACUUGGAUCCCUCAUGCCGAGCCCGCUCCCGCACUUCCGAUCGAGAGGGAGCACAUGUUCGACAAAGUAGUGACGCCGAGCGACGUCGGGAAGCUGAACCGGCUCGUGAUUCCAAAGCAGUACGCCGAGAAGUUCUUCCCUCUAGACCCGUCGGUGGCCGACAAGGGCCUCUCCCUUUGCUUCGAGGACCGCACCGGGAAGCCAUGGCACUUCCGCUAUUCCUAUUGGAACAGCAGCCAGAGCUACGUCAUGACCAAGGGAUGGAGCCGCUUCGUCAAGGACAAGCGCCUUGACGCAGGUGACACCGUCUCCUUCUGCCGUGGUGUCGGUGACUCCGGCCGUGGCCGCUUCUUCAUCGACUGGCGCCGCCGCCCUGGCUCCUCCCACCACCGCCAGCCGCCGCUCCCUGGUCAACCGAUGCAGUUGCCUUUCGCUGCCACCACCACCCCAUUCGCCGGGCUCUUCCCCCCUUCGGUACCAGCUGCCAUGCGCAAUGCCGCAAGCCCCGGCGCUGGAGGCGACGGCGGCUCGUAUGUCCGUUUUCGAUCGGUGUGUCCCCCGCCGCAUGUCCGGGUGCAAGUCGGAGGUGGCAGUGAAGUGGUGGGGCUGCCGAUGGUUUUAGGGUCGCUGCCGGUGAUCCAUGGCUCGGCGAAGCCCAAGCGAGUCCGGCUCUUCGGAGUGAACCUAGAGUGCUCGGAGCCGGAGGUCGACCUCGGUGAGGCUCAAAGGCUGCCUCUGGCGCAGCCUAGGCCUUCUCUUCUCCAGUGGAGAAUUGGGGCUCUUGAGUCCACUGUGGUGUCCACAGGAAGUAAGCUGCACUCAUCCAUGGAUCUCCACUUAUAAUUCAGAGAUAAGGAAGGAAGGAGGAGAAGAAGAAUGUUUCAUAUUCUCUUACUCUCAUUAUAUACUGCCAUCUUAUGCUAGGUUGAAUGAAAGGGUUCAGGAUUUUGUCAUUCCCUUUUCUUUUUCAUCAUAAUAAAAUAAUUUGAGCAUUUGGAAUGCGUUUGGGUGAGAGAGAAAGGAGAUGAAGAAUAGGGAAAAGGGAUGUAUGUGAACUAUAAUAUUUCCACUUUUUUUUUCCUUUCAUCUUGAA
Molecule: messenger RNA, 1614 nt
Organism: Elaeis guineensis (African oil palm)
Lineage: Eukaryota; Viridiplantae; Streptophyta; Magnoliopsida; Arecales; Arecaceae
Product: B3 domain-containing protein Os03g0120900
Molecular function (GO): DNA-binding transcription factor activity; DNA binding
Source: RefSeq, a predicted model, not a curated record